CUUCCUGGUGCCCUCCUCUCAGCGCAGCAGCGUGGAGUCGCCAGUUUCCAGCACGCUCUUCAUUCAGAGGGCGCAAAGAUUCUGUAAAGUAACCGAGCUGCCGUCAAAAUGCUCGUUUUAUUUGAGACCGCAGCUGGAUACGCGAUAUUCAAGGUCCUCAAUGAAGCCAAGCUGCAAGAAGUUGACAGCCUCUAUAAGGAGUUUGAAACUCCCGAGAAGGCAAACAAAAUUGUGAAACUGAAGCACUUUGAGAAGUUUCAGGACACCACAGAGGCCUUAGCAGCUGCCACUGCCCUAACCGAAGGAAAAAUUGGCAAGAGUUUGAAGAAAGUGUUGAAGAAGGUUGUGGCAAAGGAUGCUCAUGAGCAGCUGGCCAUCAGCGAUGCAAAGCUGGGCGGUGUCAUUAAAGAAAAGAUGGACCUGAGCUGUGUCCACAACUCUACUGUGGCUGAGCUAAUGAGGUGCAUCAGGGGUCAGAUGGAGAACCUCAUCACCGGCCUUCCCCCCAGGGAGAUCAGUGCCAUGUCCCUUGGAUUAGCUCACAGUUUAUCCCGCUACAAGCUGAAGUUCAGUCCAGACAAGGUGGACACUAUGAUUGUGCAGGCCAUCUCUCUUUUAGAUGACCUGGACAAGGAACUCAACAACUACAUUAUGCGCUGCAGAGAGUGGUAUGGAUGGCACUUUCCAGAGUUGGGAAAGGUUGUGACUGACAACUUGGUCUACUGCAAAGCUGUACGCAAAAUAGGCGACCGCACAAACGUUGCCGGCUCUGAUUUGUCAGAAAUCCUCCCAGAGGAAAUCGAGGCAGAGGUCAAAUUGGCCGCUGAGAUCUCCAUGGGAACCGAAGUGUCGGAGCAGGAUAUCGGCAACAUCAGGCACCUCUGCGAUCAGGUGAUUGAUAUCACAGAGUACCGAACUCAACUGUACGACUACCUGAAGAACCGAAUGACGGCCAUCGCCCCCAACCUCACCGUGAUGGUGGGAGAGCUGGUCGGAGCCCGUCUCAUCUCACAUGCAGGAUCCCUUCUGAAUCUGGCCAAGCAUCCAGCCUCUACCGUGCAGAUCCUCGGAGCAGAGAAGGCUCUCUUCAGAGCCCUGAAGACCCGCAAAGACACACCCAAGUACGGUCUCAUCUACCAUGCUUCCCUGGUGGGCCAGACCAGUGCUAAGAAUAAGGGCAAGAUCUCCAGAAUGCUAGCUGCUAAAGCGGCCCUGGCCAUUCGUUAUGACGCCCUGGGAGAAGACACAAAUGCAGAGAUGGGAGUGGAGAAUCGAGCCAAACUGGAGAUCAGGCUACGCCAUCUGGAGGAGAAAGGAAUCAGACGAAUCAGCGGAACGGGCAAAGCAAUGGCAAAGGCAGACAAAUACCAGCACAAGAGUGAAGUGAGAAUUUACGAUCCGUCCGGGGAUUCUACCAUUCCCUCCACCUCAAAGAAGAGGAAGUUUGAGGAGGUGGAAGAGGCUGAAGAGCCCGUAACACCGGCAGUCAAAUCCAAAAAGGCAAAAAAGCAAACCGUACAAGAAGUAGUAGUAGAGGAAGAGGUAGCAGAGGAGACUCCCAAGAAAAAGAAGAAGAAAAAGGACAAGAAAGAGGAGGAAGCAGAAGUGGAAGAAGUAGCCGUUACAGAGUCAACAGAAAAGAAAAAGAAGAAGAAGAAGAAAAAGAUCAAGGAGGAGGAGGAGGAAGAUGAUGAGUGAAAUGGUGGCGACUGUAUAUAUUUUCUGUUUUAGUUUUUAUGUCCUUUUACAUCUGUGUCAUACAUUUAUAUCAAAAGGACAAUGCUGUAUUGAUUGCCCGUUUCCAUACAUAAAAAAAAUCUUCUUUUUAAUAAACGUGAGCAUGAUGCAGUCAAAACCAGUAGAUUUCUAGUUAUUGAAUCAGUGAAAAUGUAAAUAUUGUUCUUGCAAUGUUUGAUCCUGGUUUGACAGUUGACAAACUUGCAUUAGACAUGUAUUAAAUUCAGCAAAAUCCCCUUUCUUUGUGACGCACCCCUGGUGAAAUAAACAUUUUUGUUACGAUUUG
Messenger RNA from Pungitius pungitius (ninespine stickleback), 2023 nucleotides. It is a transcript of the gene nop58, whose product is annotated as NOP58 ribonucleoprotein homolog (yeast). Bases 109 to 1698 code for a protein of 529 amino acids. NCBI's taxonomy places the organism in Eukaryota, Metazoa, Chordata, Actinopteri, Perciformes, Gasterosteidae. Gene Ontology annotation, molecular function: snoRNA binding. Gene Ontology annotation, cellular component: box C/D methylation guide snoRNP complex; small-subunit processome. The transcript has 15 exons. The record is from RefSeq and is a predicted model, not a curated record.